This is a messenger RNA of Helianthus annuus (common sunflower), 811 nucleotides long. RefSeq names its product horcolin. Lineage: Eukaryota; Viridiplantae; Streptophyta; Magnoliopsida; Asterales; Asteraceae. The transcript has 3 exons. Bases 91 to 555 code for a protein of 154 amino acids. The record is from RefSeq and is a predicted model, not a curated record. Gene Ontology annotation, molecular function: carbohydrate binding.
UUUGAUAAGAUUUUCUGGGUGCAUGACUGAUGCUAUAUAUAUUCCAACCCUAAUCUUUACUCCAAUCACCGAUUUCUAGAGCUUAAAGCCAUGGCUGCUCCGAAGAAGCAUGUGCAAGUUGGACCAUGGGGCGGUACUGGAGGAUCUUACAGUUAUGAAUUCAAACCGGACGCUAAGAUCACCAAUAUCUAUAUAAAAACCGGAGGCCAGGGCGGCUGCAUCGACUCCAUCAGGUUUGGGUACUUCCCCACAGGUUCUAGUCAAGAAUCCCAAUCACCAAAGUACGGAGGUGAAGGUGGUCACCUUUCUGAAACGAUGUACAUUGAAGCAGACGAGGAGCUCGUUGAAUUGAGUGGAACAAUCGGGAGUUACAAUAAUUAUACGGUGAUCACGUCGUUGUGUUUCAGAACGAACAGGAAAAGUUGCAGUUUUGGUUCGGAGAGUGGCACAAAAUUCUCUUUGCCAGUGAAAAAUACAGACACAAAGUUUGUAGGGUUCCAUGGGACAUAUGGAGGUUAUCUUGACUCAAUUGGUGCCAUCCUUGAGCCCAAGUGAUACGUAUAUGCUGCAUCAUGUGUUGUUAUAUAUGGAUAAUAAACACGUACUUUGUGGAAUAAGAAGCUUCAGCUUCAUAUGCACGUACUCCAUCAUGUUGUAGUAAUGGUAAACCAUGCUUUGUAUUCCUUAUGAUAUAUGUGUGUGUACUAUAUAUUGUAUUCCUUAUGAUUACACGUGUGUGUACUACAUUUAUGAUAUAUGUGUGUACUAUAUAUUGGUCUCUUUGGCUUAGUGUUAUAUUGUUUUUGGUGUU